GAUUCGAUUCUAGGGGAGUAUAUGGUCGACGCAAGAACUUCGAAUAAAACCACUUGCGUACAAUGGAGAAUAUGAAAUGAUACGCAUAUAAUUACUUAAUUGCAUAAUAUGAUUAUAUGAUUCUGUUACUUGAACUGUCACGAAAUGCUUUGAUCAACUGUGCUGUGUAUUGCUGUUUUCACUAAAAUAAGUCAACAUAUUUAUUAACCUUUUAUAUAGAGUUCAACUCUCAAUGCAUGGCUAAAACAGGACAGAGAGCAAUAAUUCAUAUUAAAUCUAUUAAUAUAUAUGAAUGUUGUAUAGAUGUAAACCAAGUAUGCACAUCCACUGCUCCCUUGUCUUACCUUAUGAACUCCCAAGUGGCUCUUCUGUUGUAUGUGGGGUUUGAUUAUUGAUUGGCACGGCGCAUUGAUGGCGAAGCAGGGCGCUCUAUACAGAGAGCUGAAAGGAUGAGAAGCACUGGAACGAUGAGACUCCAGUAACUUCUGCGUGACCUCUACAUGACAAAGACGGUCUCCAUCAAUUGUCUGCUGGCUUUAUGUGACUCUUUUGGUGCCUUGGGCCGUUUUUUAUCUUUUGUCUUGUUUUGUUUGUACCAGUUAAAAUUCCUGGAUUGGGUUUGAUUUAGCUUGGUUGAAUAUUAAUUGACAUAUUUGGGCCACACAUAUGUGAUGCACAUACAUGUUUUAUGAUAUCACGAAAUGUGUAGUUAGCAGGGAUCCUCCCAUGUGAUGAUGGGCAUUGCCAACUGGGUCUCAAUACACAAAACACACUUUAUUUCAUUUAUUUAUUUUUAAACAGACCGGGUAUUUAAUCAAUUCAGUUUUAUAUGAUAUCGUUACUGUCCUAAUUGAGAGAUAAUGUGAAGUUUGUGAAAUCAGCUACUAGGUGUGCACAGCUUCUUCUCGGUUGAUGGAGUCCCUCCGCCUGGAUUGGCCGAGCUGGUCACGUGGUAGCCUAACUUUAUUCAGUUGACAGCAAGUAGGAGGGCUUUAUGGAGGGAGGAAAAAAAGACAACUCGAGAAAAAUUAGUAUUUCCUACCUUCAGAAAUUAAUGGCCAUGAGUUCGUACAUGGUGAACUCCAAGUAUGUGGAUCCCAAAUUUCCUCCUUGUGAGGAAUAUUCUCAGAACAGCUAUAUACCUGAACAGAGCCCAGGCUACUACAGUCCGUCGCGGGACACUGGUUUCCAGCAUCCCGGGAUCUAUUCACGGUCAAACUACUCUGAGCAGCCUUACAGCUGUAACACUGUCCAGGGCUCGUCGGUGCAGCCUCGGGGUCAUGUGCAGGAUCCAGCCGGCCACCCGAGCCCUUACCCCGCACAGACAGAGCAGUGUCCCGCGGUCCAGAUAUCCGGACCGAGGACUUGUGGACCACAACAAAACACAAAGAGCCAGAACGGGAUACCAGCCAAGCAGCCUGCUGUAGUUUAUCCAUGGAUGAAGAAAGUGCACGUUACUACGGUGAACCCGGAUUACACGGGACCGGAACUCAAACGUUCUCGGACAGCCUACACAAGACAGCAAGCUCUCGAACUAGAAAAGGAGUUUCAUUUUAACAGAUAUCUAACAAGACGGCGUCGCAUUGAGAUCGCGCAUACCCUCUGUCUCUCUGAGCGACAGAUCAAAAUCUGGUUUCAGAACAGAAGAAUGAAAUGGAAAAAGGAUCACAAACUCCCUAACACGAAAGGAAGAUCGGCGUCAGCUGGAAAUCAGCAUGCACAACACGCUCAGAAGGACAACCAGACAGAGCUCACAACUUUAUAAGUGGAUAUCUCUCCCUCCCUCCAGAUGUACAGAUGAACUGUAUGUAAUAGACAAUGCUUCUUUGACAUUGCAUGGUAGCAAAUCCUGACAUGUUGGGUACAAGUGCCAAAAACUGAUAUCCAGGAGCACACACCAUGACUAAAUGCAGCAUAAAAGCUGCAAUAGGUUAAAAACUCAAAUUUCAAUAUUUCCGAUAUUGUAAUUCUUUGUAACUAAAGGCAAAAAGAGUAUGAGGCGUCGAAUGAUGGUUCAAGUGCCACCACGAGGUGCAGUAAAACGUUAGAAAGCUCACGCUAUUCCACACAAACUUCCCACAUUUGUUUCAGAGCAUGGUUCGUUUUAGUGGUAGGGUACUAUUCACACUUCUUUUUUUUGUAAAUCUGUGUACAUCUACAGUUAUUUUUUUAUUUUGUUUUAUGUAUUUUUUUAUGCGUUUUACGCCUGUGGAGAGUCAAUUUAUCUUAACUUAAAAAUUAAAGAGAACUUCAGUAAUGUCCAGCAAAUAGUAAAUUACGAAUGUCUUUUUUUUUUUUUUUUUACUUAAGUCGACUGGGUGCAAGUAACAAAACAAAAUAAAAUUAGUUAAUAAUAAGGGGAAAAAAAUUGCCUGGGAAAUUAUUUAUUUUCUAGACUGAAAAGCUAUAGAAGUUUCCUUCUGAACCUCGUUUAUUGUGCGCGCCUCAUUAAUGGUUUACUAGAUUUCAGUCAAGCAAUUUCAUCAUGUUCAAUAGGAAUUUCGUUAUAGACGUUUUACAUUUGUUUACUGCAGCUUUUAAAAAUGGCCUAUUUAAUCGAGAAAAAUGUCUCCUUUUGACACGAAUAUUCCAUGCCUUAUACUCCACUAUAAAUCUCGCCCGUCAUCUUUGUUAACAAUCUAGCUACAAUUGCAGAACCAGUAUUUCUGUCUUCCAUAUGUUACCUGAAAUUCUUGAAAAGCAGCUUUUUAUUUUGCAUUUUUUUUAUACACGUUUAUCCCUCAAGAUGUUUGAACCUUCUAUUUAUUAAAAUGUAAUGUUAAAAGCUUUAUGUUCUACGUGAACGUAAUUAUCCGUUCAAUAAUGAUCAAAUUCAGUUUUGAGUUUUUGAGUUCUUAAAUAUAUAUAUGUAUAUAUUUCUGUAUAUUGUACAUAUUUUUUACAGGCAUAUUUUGCAGUUAUUAAAUAAAUAUUAUGCAGAGAGGUUUCACUCAA
Carassius auratus (goldfish) is the source of this 2955-nucleotide messenger RNA. RefSeq names its product homeobox protein Hox-D4a. Lineage: Eukaryota; Metazoa; Chordata; Actinopteri; Cypriniformes; Cyprinidae. Gene Ontology annotation, biological process: positive regulation of transcription by RNA polymerase II; embryonic skeletal system morphogenesis; anterior/posterior pattern specification. The record is from RefSeq and is a predicted model, not a curated record. Gene Ontology annotation, cellular component: nucleus; nucleoplasm. Bases 995 to 1765 code for a protein of 256 amino acids. The transcript has 2 exons. Gene Ontology annotation, molecular function: RNA polymerase II cis-regulatory region sequence-specific DNA binding; DNA-binding transcription factor activity, RNA polymerase II-specific.